AUGGACGCUCGCGGGUGUUUCUCACAUAAUGCCAGCUUACUUUCGGUUUCAUUGCAUAACCCGAAUACAACUACGGCGGUGACUCUCCGCGUCGUCUCUUCUGGUUCAGCGCCCCUACUGAAGCAUAAUAAUCAGAAAUCUUCAGGAAACAAGCCGGCUAUAACUUCACCUCCGAUGAAUAAACCAGGUCGUGUACAUACGUCAACCAACCGGAACAGAAAAGGUCGUUCUGAUAAUGCAAGCAAUGCACCAAAGUUGAAUUUGGAAGUAUCACCUCACAGAGCAGUCUCUGCUGUGAGAUUGAUGCGGAUCGAGUUCGGGGGCGCAUUUGCUGACCUGUUGAACGAGCAAGGCAAGGGCUCAGGUGACAAUGAGAUGGGAUAUGUCGAGAGAACUCUUGGAUUCCGUACUCGUAAUUUGGACUAUAGAGACCUCCGCUUGGUAACAGAGAUUGUGGGGGGAACUACUCGUUGGAGGAGAUAUCUUGAUUAUUUGAUUCUAUCCUUGUGUCAUGAUCAGAGCACUUUUGGAAGCAUGGAACCUCUUCUGUUGCAGAUUCUUCGAAUUGGUUUUUAUGAGAUUGUCAAGCUCGAAAUGCCCCCAUAUGCAGUUGUGGAUGAGAAUGUAAAGCUUGCAAAGGCUGCAUUAAGACUUGGUGCUGGUAAUAUGGUUAAUGCGCUUUUGAGGAAGCUGGUGUUACUUAAGGAAAAGAACUCACUCCCGUCACCAAAAGUGGAUGGCAAUGACAGACAGCAAGCACGUUCUCUAGCCAUCAUCCAUUCUCAUCCUGUUUGGAUGGUGAGACGAUGGACUAGAUACUUUGGUCUUGAAGAAGCUAUUAAGUUAAUGAUGUGGAAUAAUGCUGAUCCUUGUUUCAGCCUCAGAGCAAAUACAGCUACAGGAUUCACACGGGCUGAUCUAGUUACGGAACUUGAGAAACUGAAGGUUGUUCCAUAUGAACUUUCUCAGCACUUGGACGAUUUUGUCCGGAUCAGAACUGGAAUGCAGGUUGUGGAUCCAAAGCCUGGGGACAAUGUUAUCGACUGUUGUGCAGCACCAGGAGGAAAGACUCUUUUCAUGGCUUCACUUAUGAAUGGCCAAGGCUGCAUAUGUGCAAUCGACAUAAACGAAGGCCGACUGAGAAUCCUCAACGAGGCUGUCAAGCUGCAGCAAGUCAAUGAUGUUAUCACGACUAUCCAUGCUGAUCUCCGUGAAUUUGACAAUAAUGGUAAGAAAGCUGAUAAAGUGUUGCUGGAUGCUCCUUGCUCCGGAUUGGGUGUUCUGUCAAAGAGGGCAGAUUUACGCUGGAAUAGGAAAGCGGAAGACAUGGAACAACUUAAAAAUUUGCAAGAUGUGCUUCUUGAUUCAGCUUCCACUUUGGUAAGGCCAGGCGGGGUACUGAUAUACAGCACCUGUUCGAUUGAUCCCGAGGAGAAUGAGGAAAGAAUAGCCGCUUUUCUUCUGAGAAAUCCAGAAUUCCAAAUAGAUCAUGCAAAUAAAUACAUACCAUCCGAUUUUGUUACGGAAGAUGGUUUCUUUUUCUCUAAUCCCGUCAAACACUCGAUUGAUGGAGCCUUUGCAGCUCGGCUUUUAAGAUCUUGCUGA
Messenger RNA from Striga hermonthica, 1605 nucleotides. NCBI's taxonomy places the organism in Eukaryota, Viridiplantae, Streptophyta, Magnoliopsida, Lamiales, Orobanchaceae. The record is from the annotation of a GenBank genome assembly.